AUGCCUGUGGCUUCUGAUAUCCACCUAUUCCAGAAACAGCAGCACUUCAACCGAUCGAAGAAUCUGGAGAGAAUGGUUCAUCCUUGUGGCAGUGGAGCCUUCGGAUAUUUCGAGACAACUAAAGAUAUCACGGCGCAUUGCAAGGCCGACUUCUUGAAAAGCGUCGGCCUCAGAACCCCGGUGUUCACUCGAUUUUCAACUGUCACUCUGGGUCGCGAGUUUCCCGAUCUGGCUCGAAACCCUCGUGGCUUUGCCAUCAAAUUUUACACGGGAGAAGGCAACUAUGAUAUUGUCGGUUUGAACUUUCCUGUCUUCUUUUGCCGUGAUCCCAUCCAGGGCCCGGAUGUGAUCCGCUCCCAGUACCGGAACCCACAGAACUUUUUACUCGACCAUAACUCGCUGUUUGAUCUCCUUGCUAACACACCGGAAGGUAACCAUGCCGGGAUGAUGUUUUUCAGUGAUCAUGGUACACCGCAAGGAUGGAGACAUAACCACGGAUACGGAUGCCAUACUUUCAAAUGCGGCGAAGACCCCGAUUACUCAAAGCGUGACCUUUGGCGGGCCAUUGAAAUUGGCGAAGAGAUUACCUGGACUGCGCAUGUUCAGAUCAUGGAGCCGGACGAGGCUGACCCAGAUAACCUUGGAUUUGACCCAUUUGAUGUCACCAAAGUUUGGCCCAAAAGCCAGUUCCCGCUGGUUUUGAAUCGCAACCCGGAGGAUUUUCAUAGAGAUGUUGAGCAGGCUGCAUUUUCUCCCGGCAGCAUGGUCCCGGGGAUUGAAGACAGCCCAGAUCCUCUUCUUCAAUUUCGCACUUUCUUCUAUCGCGAUGCUCAACUACAUCGAAUCGGAGUCAACUGGCAUCAAAUUCCAGUCAACUGUCCAUUCAUGGCAUCUUCUUACGCUUCAUUGAACUUCGAUGGUCAGAUGAGAGUCGACGCGAACCACGCCGGAAAUGCGCAGUAUGCUCCAAACAGCUUCGUGAAUAAGUUCCGUCCUGAUACUGCCGAAGCUCCAUACCAGCUUGCUGAUAGCACUGUGAGUCGUAAGUCGCAUUUCUGGCAUGAGGGCAGCCACUCCGAGUACGAGCAAUCCCGAGCGCUCUAUGAAAAGGUUAUGAAUGGCGAAGCCCGGGAGCAUCUCCACUUGAACACUGCCUCCCCGCUUAAGAAGGUGGAGUACCCCGUGAUCCAAGUGAAAUAUUUGGCACAGCUGUUCAGAGUUUCCCACCAAUAUGCUAAGGCUGUGUACGAUCUGUUGCCGGAGAAAUCGUUCAGCUUCGAGGAAGUGGAGGAAAGGUCCCAAGGAGCCGAGAAGAUAGGCAAGGAGGAGAAGUUCUGCUCAAGUGCGAAAACAGAUAAGUUGGCGGGAAAAGGUCCCAGAGCAAAGGUUUAUAACGCCUAG
Molecule: messenger RNA, 1401 nt
Organism: Penicillium canescens
Lineage: Eukaryota; Fungi; Ascomycota; Eurotiomycetes; Eurotiales; Aspergillaceae
Product: catalase
Exons: 8
Coding region: 1-1401 (466 amino acids)
Biological process (GO): response to hydrogen peroxide; hydrogen peroxide catabolic process
Cellular component (GO): peroxisome; mitochondrion; cytoplasm
Molecular function (GO): heme binding; catalase activity
Source: RefSeq, a predicted model, not a curated record